Molecule: messenger RNA, 2520 nt
Organism: Talaromyces amestolkiae
Lineage: Eukaryota; Fungi; Ascomycota; Eurotiomycetes; Eurotiales; Trichocomaceae
Exons: 6
Coding region: 1-2520 (839 amino acids)
Biological process (GO): regulation of gene expression
Molecular function (GO): chromatin DNA binding; RNA polymerase II cis-regulatory region sequence-specific DNA binding; protein binding
Source: RefSeq, a predicted model, not a curated record
AUGGCCCAUCCUCAACCAUCGCCGCCUGGAGGCGUGCCUCCUCAUCAUGGGCCUCUCGCGGCUCAUCCACAAUUGAAUGGCCACAUCCCUGUGCAAUCCGCUGGUCAGAAAGGCCCGCCUUUGACCACCGCGCAGAAGAUUGCUGCUUUGAACGAGCAAGUCUGGCUCCAAAUUGGAAGCUUGACUGAAUUGAUGGGCGAUCUCGACGGCGGUAUGGCUGCGUACGAGCAGGCGCUCCGACACAACCAAUGGUCUAUUCCCGCGAUGACAGCCAUUUCGCAAAUCAUGCGGACUCGAGAGCAAUUCCCGAAGGCCAUCGAAUAUCUUCAGCAAGUGCUUAAAUUAGAUCCUCAGAGUGGGGAGACAUGGGGCAGCUUAGGUCACUGUCAUCUUAUGAUGGACAACCUGCAGGAAGCCUAUACUUCGUACCAGCAGGCGCUCUAUCACCUGAGAGAUCCCAAGGAACCCAAAUUGUGGUACGGUAUUGGUAUCUUGUAUGAUCGUUAUGGAUCUCUCGACCACGCGGAAGAGGCUUUCUCUCAGGUCAUGCGCAUGGCCCCCGACUUUGAAAAGGCGAAUGAAAUCUACUUCCGUCUCGGAAUAAUAUACAAGCAACAGCAAAAGUUCAAUCAGAGCUUGGAAUGCUUCAAGUACAUCGUCAAUGACCCUCCCCGUCCAUUGACCGAAGAAGACAUCUACUUUCAAAUUGGUCAUGUUCAUGAGCAACAGAAAGACUUCGAUGCUGCUCAAGCGGCCUAUCGUCGAGUGCUUGACAAAGAUCCGAACCAUGCCAAGGUUCUACAGCAGCUCGGAUGGUUGUAUCACCAGCAGAGCACAAGUUACGCAAGCCAGGAAAAAGCUAUUGAGUAUCUGGAGAAGUCGGUCAGCGCUGAUAACAAUGAUGCUCAAAGCUGGUACCUUCUCGGUCGUUGCUACAUGUCACAACAGAAAUACCCCAAGGCGUACGAGGCCUACCAACAAGCCGUUUACCGCGAUGGACGUAACCCUACCUUUUGGUGCUCAAUUGGUGUUCUCUACUACCAGAUCAACCAAUACCGCGACGCUCUUGACGCCUAUUCCCGUGCCAUUCGACUCAAUCCGUACAUUUCGGAAGUUUGGUAUGACCUUGGUACAUUGUACGAGUCGUGCAACAAUCAAACCGCCGACGCAUUGGAUGCAUACGGUCGCGCAGCAGAUUUGGAUCCUACAAAUGUUCAUAUCAAAGCUCGCUUGCAGCUGCUUCAGGGACAGGCACAAGGACAGACGCAGGGCAGCGCUCCAGCGCCAGUUCCACAGGACAUCCAUCCUCAGGCUUACCAGGGACCAGGUGUUGGUGCACCACCCGCUCCUCAAUGGGGAGCUCCUGCUCCAACCGGUGGUCCCCCACCACAGGCCCCAGCCCCUCCUCGUCAAAUUGCUGACUGGAAUCGCGGUAUCAAUGACAUUCAAAACGCGCCUCAACAUCCUCCUCAGCCUUCAGCAGGCUACGAGCCGCGUGAAGGUCUUCGCGGUCCAGCUCCUGGACAGCACCCGAGCCCUCGUCAGGAUCUACGAUCUGCAUUCCCCGAGCCCCGUGGGCCGGCACCUCGAUCGCCAGCACCUAAUGCAUACCCUCAGUCACACACUUUGCCGCAGCUUGCAGCCCCCGCUCCUGGUCCUCACGAUCGUCCUCCUAAUGGCGCUGGUUUCCGCGGUGGUCCUCUCGGUCCCAAUGGUGCUCCGGCUCCUGGAGCAGCUCCUCCUCCAGGCUAUCCUGCUCGUCCUUUCAGUCCUCCUACUGAGAUUCGACCACUUCGCGAGAUCUCGGAUCGUCCUUCUUCUCCAGGUCCCACUUACCCUCACCAACAAUUCCAUCACGGUCCUAGUAUCCAAGGCGGCGCAGGCAUUGCCGGAGGUGCGCCUCCUCCAGCCUCUGCCAUGACAGCCGCCGAUGCUGCAGCCCGUGAUCGUGUUGAUGACCGUCCUACAUCUGCCAUGAAGCGUGGCCGCGACUGGGACAGUGUCGAGGGACCAAACAAGAAGAUUGCAAACGAAGAGAGUCGUCUUCGUCAGGACGAGAUUGGCCGCCGAGCCACCCCUCCACUUGAGUUACACCGCCGUAGCUCAUCCGAGGCACGUCGCGAGGAGCAGCGUCGCGCCAACGAGAACUACCAUCCUUCCGAAGCUGCGCAUCACCCUCCUACGCUUCCAUCCAUCCAACAUAUGCAGCAACCUGCUGGACCUUCUACUAUCCCACCUAUGUCUGAAGGACCUCAGCCAGCGUCUAACCCGCCAUCCGCUGGACCUGAUAAUCAAGCUCCUUCUGUCAAGGAAGAAGCUGGUCGGAAGGAACCGGCACCAUUGCAUGAACCUGCUGCUCGUAAGAUGGAUGUUGAUGAAGACUACGAUGACGACGGUGAUGACGACAAGCGUGCUGGUGCUGGAUUGAAGGGUAGCCCUCGAGGUAAUGGUGCUGGUGGAUCUACCAAUGGCAACUUUGCCAAUGGUAACUCCAGCUCAGCCAAGUCGGAGGCUACUUAA